AUGCUCCUGUGCGGUUUAAUCUUUUCGACCAUUUGGGCAGUGUUUUCGGUGCACUCGGUAUAUGGAUUCAUAGAUCAGCAACCGGACUAUAUUAAGACCUGCAUGAUAAAACAACCAAGAGACAUUUUUAUCAAUUGCUCAACUCAUUCUGUCCAAGGACUUUUUACCGAGAUUCCAAAAGGAAACCCCCAAAUUGGCUUAGAGAUUUUGGAUCCAUUAAAAAUACCAGCUUUAAAAAUUCUACAGGGUGGUGGCGGCCCAGUCACAGUGAACGCCUCACUGUCUGACGUCACGAUUCUUGGUUUCGCUAACACCAAAAUUUUGUAUAAUAGUGUCGACCCAAAAACCUACGAUUUUUACACGAAAUUGUUCCUACCGAGAUUGAGAAUCGAUGGAAAUUACGAACUCCUGGGAAGAAUUUUGGUCAUCCCUCUGCGUGGAAAAGGAGUAUGUUGGUUUGACGCCCAGAAUUUGACAAUCAAUGUGAAGAGUGACGUCAUUAUGGAAAAACACGACGGAUUCCACUUUUUCAACGUUACACAAGUUCAUGUCGAUUUCAGUGUGGGUGGUUUGAAAUUACAUAUGGGCAAUCUAUUUGAUGGUAUCAAGGCUUUGGAGGAUUCUACGAAUGCAUAUCUGAAUGAAAACUGGAGGCCUGUGGCAGAAUCACUCAGUCCGAUCCUGUCUAAAACAAUCGAAGACAUCAUGCUGGGCAUACUGAAAACUGUGUUCGACAAUAUUCCUGCAGAUUACUUCCUAGGAGAUUUGGGUCCAUACGAUGAAGCAGAAAUUCCCAAAGUAUUGUUGGCAUAA
This is a messenger RNA of Phaedon cochleariae (mustard beetle), 813 nucleotides long. Lineage: Eukaryota; Metazoa; Arthropoda; Insecta; Coleoptera; Chrysomelidae. The record is from the annotation of a GenBank genome assembly.